Molecule: messenger RNA, 1200 nt
Organism: Ixodes scapularis (black-legged tick)
Lineage: Eukaryota; Metazoa; Arthropoda; Arachnida; Ixodida; Ixodidae
Gene: Enoph
Product: enolase-phosphatase E1
Exons: 6
Coding region: 227-961 (244 amino acids)
Molecular function (GO): magnesium ion binding; acireductone synthase activity
Source: RefSeq, a predicted model, not a curated record
GUUUGUCGCCUCGGUCGUUCAGCUGCAGCUGCAGUAAGCUGUAGCGGCUGUAGUCGCUGUAGUGGCUGCAGUGGCUCGGCUCGGUUCACCCACUCAGCCGUCCACCGAGCUUACUGACCUUACUUUGCUAACGGUUGUUGAAAGCAAUUAGUAGCUAGAGCUCUUCCACGGUACAACCUACAACGCCUGGAAUUAUCUGUUCAAGCCUUGUAAGCACGUGUUGAGAAUGAGCGAGGUGAAGGCGGUAGUGCUAGACAUCGAGGGAACUGUGAUCUCAAUUAGCUUUGUCAAAGACGUACUCUUCCCGUAUGCGAGAGAGAACCUGCGAGUGUACCUCAGAGAUCAUUGGAAUGACGACGAGCUGAAGACGAUUGUCAGCAACCUCCAACAUCAGGAGGGAGCGGGGGACGGGGCGCCGUCCGUGCCAUCCGAAGGGUCCGCCGAGAAUGUGCAGGCAGCGGUGGAGGCCCACCUGUUGUGGCAGAUGGAUCGGGACCGCAAGACUGCACCCCUCAAGGCCAUUCAGGGCCUGGUGUGGACGCGGGGCUACCAAGACGGCCACCUGUUGGCCAACCUUUAUGAAGACGUGGUUCCGGAGCUUCGGAAGUGGAAAGCUGCUGGCAAGUCUCUGUACAUCUACUCUUCAGGGAGCAUCCACGCUCAGAAGCUGCUCUUCUCGCACACCACGGAGGGCGACGUCACUGGGAUGUUGAGUGGCUACUUCGACAUUACUACUGCCGGUCCUAAGACAGAUGUCAAGAGCUACGAGAAGAUCACCGAGGCUAUCGGCCACAAACCUGGGGAGAUCCUGUUCCUGACGGACAUUGCAGCUGAGGCCCAUGCAGCUGCCAAGGCAGGAAUACGGGCACGACUUGUAGUACGGCCGGGCAAUGCAGAACUCAGUUCCGAAGACCAACAGGCUUUUUCCUCGGUGGAAUCCCUCGAAGCAUUGAGCCUUUGAAGUCGGCGACAGCACUUCUCGCAACAUUGUCGGGCUCCCUGCUGCACGUCUGGACGUCGGUGUCUGAGCCAUAGAUUGGAAAGGGGGUCAGCGUUGCCACCUGUGCGGUGCUCGCUCCACAGCCGAGCCAUUGUUUACACUAUGAAUUAAUUGCCAAGUGAAAAGUGCGGGGUCAUAUAUCUUUGUUCUGGUCAUGAUGAUUGCCCACUGCAACUCAAAAUAAAGUUGAUAUAUUUUUA